This is a messenger RNA of Quercus lobata, 951 nucleotides long. RefSeq names its product ras-related protein RABA6b-like. Lineage: Eukaryota; Viridiplantae; Streptophyta; Magnoliopsida; Fagales; Fagaceae. Gene Ontology annotation, molecular function: GTPase activity; GTP binding. The record is from RefSeq and is a predicted model, not a curated record. The transcript is spliced from 2 exons. Bases 244 to 894 code for a protein of 216 amino acids.
AUGUAAAUACUCAAUACCCUCCAAAAACAAAGACAAAGGAACUGCUAAAAUUACUAACCUACGUACAUGAUUUGGAAAACUCAUAUAUAAAUAUAAAGACCAUCACAUAACAAACCAUGCCUCAAUAUUUGUCUCUUUUUUCUUCUAUUUCUUCAACAACUUCCUAUACUUUAUAUUUCCUUCUUCAAGUUUUUCUUUUUUUAAUAUUUUUUUUCUUUAUAUAGAAAGAGAGAUAUUAUAGGUAUGGCUGAAUCAUUUGAUGAAGAGUGUGAUUACCUAUUCAAGGCUGUUCUUAUUGGAGAUUCUGGGGUUGGGAAAUCAAAUCUUCUCUCAAGGUUUGCAAAAGAUGAAUUUCGCUUAGAUUCAAAGCCAACCAUAGGGGUUGAAUUUGCUUACCGGAAUAUAAAGGUUGCUGACAAACUCAUCAAAGCCCAGAUAUGGGACACUGCUGGCCAAGAAAGGUUUAGAGCCAUUACCAGUUCAUACUACCGUGGAGCACUAGGUGCGUUGCUAGUUUAUGACAUAACCAGGCGAGCAACGUUUGAGAAUGUGAAGAAAUGGGUGCGAGAGCUGAGACAAUUUGGCAGUGCAGACAUGGUGGUUAUUCUUGUGGGGAACAAAUCUGAUUUGAGUCACUCUAGAGAAGUGAAUGAGGAAGAAGGAAAAAGUCUUGCCGAGGCAGAAGGUUUAUGUUUCAUGGAAACAUCUGCGUUAGAGAAUAAGAAUGUGCAGGAAUCAUUUUUACAAAUGAUUACUAAAAUCCAUGAAAUCACAAGCCAAAAAAGUUUAGAAGCUAAAACAUUCGAAACAUCAACAACUCUUGGCCGUGGAAAGGAAAUAAUUAGUAUUGAUGAAGUUACGGCAACUAAACAACCUAGCUGUUGCUCAAGCUAGAGAGUGCUGAAUAUAUUUCCAAUUUUUCUUUUCAAGUAUUCUUACAUAGUUUCUAUA